Dromiciops gliroides (monito del monte) is the source of this 1668-nucleotide messenger RNA. RefSeq names its product sperm equatorial segment protein 1 (gene SPESP1). The transcript has 3 exons. Gene Ontology annotation, biological process: acrosome reaction; fusion of sperm to egg plasma membrane involved in single fertilization. Gene Ontology annotation, cellular component: acrosomal vesicle. Bases 1 to 1668 code for a protein of 555 amino acids. NCBI's taxonomy places the organism in Eukaryota, Metazoa, Chordata, Mammalia, Microbiotheria, Microbiotheriidae. The record is from RefSeq and is a predicted model, not a curated record.
AUGGUCAUUGGCAGUGCAGCCAUGGACAACAAAGCUGUUAAUGGCCAGCCCCUCUUUCUCCCCGCCCUGCCCCGCCCCGCCCCGCCCCUCCCCGCGGGCCCACCUCCCUUUGUGGCGGUGCCUGGAUACAGUGGAAUGCUGGGGCUGAGUCUGCGUCAGUUGGUGGCUGGCAGUGUCGAGUGGCUGCGCAUGCUGGGCCGCCAACGGGCCAGUUGGCUAGGGCUGCCAACUGCCGGAGGUGGUACCGGCGGAUCACUUGGUCCUGAGCACUCCCUCUGGGUCCCGAGCACUGCCGAGAUGCCCUGCACACAACCACGGAAGAGGAGUGCCAAGGCUGCCGUGCUUUUGGCUGUGCUGUGGCUCUGGUCCCUACCAACCAUGGCCUACCCCCGGGUGCGGACCCUGAGUGACGAUCAGGUGAGCAGCAGCAACCUGAGCAAGGAAGACAGCAUCCUGAAACAGUAUGCUGAAAUCCUGCAGCAGGUGGCCAUGCGAGUGCCCACCCAAGCUAUCCCUAGCAAAAAGCAGGCUACUACUGUCAGCUCCAACUGGGAGAAUGAAAUUGAGCAAGCCAUGGAGGGGAUACAAGGGGAGAGCCCAGGGGAGAUCCCGGAGGAAAUCCCGGGGGUCCUAACCUUCCGGUCUUCGAAGUCUAACAAGACAAAGCCUGAGGUGCCCGAGAUGAAGAAGCAAGUCUGGCCUAAGGAAAAACUGAAGCUCAAGAGCCCCAUCCAACACCCCAGGGAACGGCAGGAAAAAAAGCAAGAGAGGACAGGCAACACAGAGGACAGCAAGGGCUCAAACUGGGAGGAUGGUUUAGAAUCGGAUGAAUCCGAUAGUGAAGACGCACCUCAGGAUUCAGCAGUAGAGAAAGAUGUGGCCUCAACUCUGGAGCUAGCUGCGAAACUAACUAUGGACCAUAUCCAGGAACCCUUUAAGAAAGUGCCAAAGAAGCUGAUUCUCACACCACCUGUGAAAGUAACUCUUAAACCAGUCCCCAAAACACCUGCCAAAGUCCAUGGGAAGCCAUCUCUGGACUUAGCUUUGAAAGUCAUUGAAGAAGCUUGGGAACAAGUGAAACUAACUACCCCAGGGGAAAGGGUUAUGCUAGGACACAUGGCUCUUGUGGCUCCAUCAGUCCUGGACUACCCAGGGCCACAGGUGCACGAUCUAGGAACAGGGAUCUCCCAGCCAUCAGAGGAAGCCAAAGAGCAACCAAAUAAGGAACAAGUAGUGGAAGAUCGAAUACUGAAAAAAAUCUCAGACAUAAAUACUCAGAUAAAACAUGCACUGAAAAAUACAAAACACCACAUGGAAUUCAAAGAUGACGUUGAAGCUGCCAAAAAGUAUCUACUCCAAAGCCUUUCCUUAGUAAACAGAGAAAACACAUCUAUCAAUGGGCAUAAACCCCAGAAGUUAAGAAAAGAAAAGGAUAAUGAUGAAAAAAUUCGAUCAUUUAUUAAUUUCCUAUAUGAUUUCAGGUCUCAGAUAACUGCAUUUUUAAACAUGAAUAAUAUUCCAUUUGAUCUUCAAGGGAAAGCCACUACUGUAUUCAGUAUUAUGGAAACAAUGCUUUGCAGAAAUCACACAAAAAAGGCAAAUAUCAUUAAGUUAUUAGAGGAUAAUAUAAGAAUGUUAAACAUGCUUAUUGUUACAGUGAAUCCAUGA